This is a messenger RNA of Bacillus rossius redtenbacheri, 2214 nucleotides long. RefSeq lists its product as uncharacterized. The record is from RefSeq and is a predicted model, not a curated record. The coding region runs from base 738 to 1235 and encodes 165 amino acids. NCBI's taxonomy places the organism in Eukaryota, Metazoa, Arthropoda, Insecta, Phasmatodea, Bacillidae. The transcript has 2 exons.
GUGUAUCGUGUGACGGCUCAUAUUUUUAACGCAUUACUUGAAUGUGCCUUAUCUGCAAUGCUAUAUAAUUAAACACUAAGCGUAAAAUUGAAAUUCCUAUAUAUUUACUGAUAUUCAUGUGACACUUUCAAUUGGUCAGUUUUGUGCUUCGGAGUUUUCUCGCAACAUCAUGUUGUCACUGGUAACUACCAACUUGUUCGGCAUUUUCAUUUUGGCGGUAUCUGGGGUCUACUCGGAACACAAGAACAGUACAAAAACAGAAAACCAAACUGUACAAGCUGCGAAGAAGUUGGAAACCCACUUAAAUGAUACACUUAAGACAUCAGGAAAAGAGUUAUUGAACAUUACAGCUGAAGCCACAGUGAUGCCAGCAUACAUACGAUCUGGAAAUCGUUCCUUAGCAAACGUUUCUAGUAAAGUUAACAUUUUAUGUGUUUUAAGUCAUGUGUGUCCGGAUGAAAACCCACCAACACACGAAGUCCAACCGCAACUUGACCAAGUGCUUGUAGCACCGGGAUCUACAACAAAUGUUGCCACUGUGAACGUCAACGUAAACUUAAUUGACAAAACUCCUAAAGAGGUAGGUCAAGUGAUCAUUGUAAACAAAUGUGAUAAAGGUUGUCCCGAUGAAGGGCAGGGCGGUCGUCCCUUACGCCCCGAUGGAGGAGGAGGAAGCAGUGGUUAUCUGAACAUAGGUGGGACUGAUGAAAACACGCCAUUGUUGAGACCAAUAUACGAUGGUAAAUGCUACGUCUUGUUACAUUUCCCCAAAGUUAUCUGCCCAUUUCCAGACUCUCUUGCACCACCCGGCAAUGAACGUCCACCACCUGAAGGAUAUCCCGGCGAUGAACGUCCACCACCUGAAGGAAAUCCUGGCGACGACCGUCCACCACUUGAAGGAUAUCCCGGCGAUGAACUUCCACCACCUGAAGGAUAUCCCGGCGAUGAACGUCCACCACCUGAAGAAAAUCCCGGCGAUGAACGUCCACCACCUGAAGGAAAUCCUGGCGUUGACCAUCCAGCACCUGAAGGCUAUCCCGGCGAUGAACGUCCACCGACUGAAGGAUAUCCCGGCGAAGAACGUCCACCCCCUGAAGGAUACCCCGGCGAUGAGCGUCCACCACCUGAAGGAUAUGCCGGCCAUGAACAUCCACCACCUGAAGGAUAUCCCGGCGAUGAACGUCCACCCCCUAACGGUUAUCCUGACGGGGAACUUCCAUCAUGUUAUGACGUAGGUGUAAUGAUUUAUCACCUACCCUGCAGCUAUCCUUACUUACCACCAGGUUAUCGCCCACCUUUUGGUUACCCUGGCGGUGAAGGUCCACCACCUGGUUACAUGUCAACUCUACCACCUAUAAUGAAUCAUUGGAGUACGAUGUGCAUUAGUUGCGUAACGCAUCGUGCUGGCAAAUAUGGUACCCCGAACCCAACAUUGGUACAUUCACUACCCAGCUCCAAGUACCCUGGCAUCACAUAUUUGCCACCUGAUGUCGUGAAAAACGGUAGAACGACAUUAUCUCAUCCCGCUGUUCAUUCACGCUACCGUCCGCUGCCCGUUCAAUCCAGAGCUCAGAAGUAUCGUCGAGGAAGAUUAGCGCCUGCUAAAAGAGGUUACGUGGUAACGUAUCCUGCUCCACCAAGUUCUGCCGUCGCAUCUCGCGCAGUGCCGGGGUAUGUCAUUCCAGUUGUACCAUCACACAAGCGUUAAGACACGAACCACCAGUAAUGGUAAAAAGACAAAGCCAUGUAGUAAUCUGUCUAUUUUUUACGCUUUAUUAUCAUCUUAUUUUAAUAUUAAAAAUCCUGCUUUCUAAAUUACGAAUUUGAAAUUGAUUCUAAUGUGUUAACACUAUGACAACUUGUAUAGUCCAAAUUGAUUUUGCUUUGAUUUCAGCAAUACAGAUAUGUCAUUUCAUUGAUAAAUGUGUAAAUGUGUCCCAAAAAAUAUCGAUUUUAUUAACUGACGUAACAAAUUUCUUUUCAUCUUUUGGUGUCAUUGAUUUGUAUGUUUGUAAGUUUAUCACACUAAUUAAACCUAAUUACCAAGAACAACCACACCCCCCCCCUUUUUCCAAAAAAACCUUUAGAAUUUUAGAAAAAUGCUUUAGUAAGAUUUUAUAAAAGUAUUUGUUUGUGCAGGAAAUAUUUUAAAUAAAUCCUUAAUUUAAAUAUGUAUCAUAUACUAAAAGUUAUUAAACAUGCUUUCUUGACAAA